CCCAAGAUCACCCUCUACACCAACCACCUCUGCCCUUUUGCCCACCGCGCCCACAUCACUCUGGAAGAGCUAGGCUUGGACUUUGACGAAGUAAUUAUCGACCUCGACAAGCCCCGCGAACAAUGGUACCUAGACAUCAACCCUCGCGGUCUUGUGCCAUCCAUCAAAUACACAGUCCCCGGUCUUUACGAUGAGGAAAUCAUCACCGAGUCCAGCAUUGUCGCACAAUUCCUCGCCGACGCUCGUCCUUCGCACUUGCUGCCUAGCAGUCUUCACGACCCUUUCUCCCCGCUGUUUAGAGCCAGAUUGGCUUUCUUUGUGGACACGUGGAAUACAAAGGUGCAGGGAAACUUGUACCCUAUGAUGAAGGCUGAGGGUGAGGAGAAGGAGAAGCUGGCCAAGGAGACUGUGGCUGCUAUUGAAAAGGAGAUUGAGCCUUUGCUGGCCAAUGCUGGUCCCUUCUUUGGUGGAAAGGAUAAGCCCACGCUUGCUGAGGCUAUCAUCGCUCCCUUCCUGAUCCGCUUCUUCGCUUUCUCCAAGGAGGGCAACCUUUUGCCUUCGUCGCUUAAGAAGUCUAUCGAGGCUCUGCCUAACACUGGCAAGUGGGCCAAGGCUGUCGUUGAGCUUCCCAGCGCUCUCACCAUCUGGAAUGAGGAGGAUGUCGUCAAGAGAACAUCUGCCCGUGUGGCCAAGAUGAAG
Messenger RNA from Aureobasidium pullulans EXF-150, 699 nucleotides. Its product is annotated as putative glutathione S-transferase. Gene Ontology annotation, cellular component: cytoplasm. The annotation marks the transcript as partial. The transcript is spliced from 2 exons. The record is from RefSeq and is a predicted model, not a curated record. NCBI's taxonomy places the organism in Eukaryota, Fungi, Ascomycota, Dothideomycetes, Dothideales, Saccotheciaceae.